This is a messenger RNA of Mesocricetus auratus (golden hamster), 2168 nucleotides long. It is a transcript of the gene Has3, whose product is annotated as hyaluronan synthase 3. The record is from RefSeq and is a predicted model, not a curated record. The transcript has 4 exons. Lineage: Eukaryota; Metazoa; Chordata; Mammalia; Rodentia; Cricetidae. Gene Ontology annotation, molecular function: hyaluronan synthase activity. Bases 467 to 2131 code for a protein of 554 amino acids. Gene Ontology annotation, biological process: hyaluronan biosynthetic process; extracellular matrix assembly.
UUGGAGGUCCCUGGGGAUCAUCUGGAAAGUUAACGACGCUUCAGGUUCUAGGCUGGGGACAAUGGCCGCCUUCCCAAGGCUAUUGGCCCGGAGGUCGGCGCGGAGCAGCGGAGCCUUGGGCUGCAUUGGGUUUCCCCAGUUUCCCAGAGGGUGCAGAGGCUGCGACUCUCGAGCCGGAGGGGCUGCGUCCACGAGGGAUCCCGGGUCUGGAGAGCAGCAGCCGGGAACCAGGCGUGCUCGCGGGCUUCGGGAGCCCUCCCACUCUUGCCAACUUUCCCGGCCCCGGGGCCGGAGGAGGGCGCAUUUCCCGCGCGCCAAUACUUAAGGCGGCUCGGCUGGGCCAGCGAUCAUCAGUCGGAGCGCUCGGCAGCACCGUGGAGGCAGCGCACCGCGGCGGGAGCCGGAGGAGGGGCAUGGAGCCGCCGCGGGCCUGCUGAGCACCGGAGCGCGGGCAGCCGGCGGCACGAUGCCGGUGCAGCUGACUACAGCCCUGCGUGUGGUGGGCACCAGUCUGUUUGCCCUGGUGGUGCUAGGGGGCAUCCUGGCAGCCUAUGUGACAGGCUACCAGUUUAUCCACACAGAAAAGCACUACCUAUCCUUUGGUCUCUACGGUGCCAUCCUGGGUCUACACCUGCUCAUCCAGAGCCUGUUUGCCUUCCUGGAGCAUCGGCGCAUGCGCAGGGCAGGGCGCCCACUGAAGCUGCACUGCUCUCAGAGGCAGCGUUCGGUGGCACUCUGCAUUGCUGCCUACCAAGAGGACCCUGAGUACUUGCGCAAAUGCCUGCGUUCAGCUCAGCGCAUCGCCUUCCCAAACCUCAAGGUGGUCAUGGUAGUGGAUGGUAAUCGCCAGGAAGAUGCCUACAUGCUAGACAUCUUCCAUGAGGUGCUGGGAGGCACUGAGCAAGCUGGCUUCUUUGUGUGGCGUAGCAAUUUCCAUGAGGCGGGUGAAGGAGAGACAGAGGCCAGCCUGCAGGAAGGCAUGGAGCGUGUACGAGCCGUAGUGUGGGCCAGCACCUUCUCAUGUAUCAUGCAAAAAUGGGGAGGCAAGCGUGAGGUCAUGUACACGGCAUUCAAGGCCCUUGGCAACUCGGUGGACUACAUUCAGGUGUGCGACUCUGACACUGUGCUGGACCCAGCCUGCACCAUGGAGAUGCUUCGAGUCUUGGAAGAAGAUCCUCAAGUAGGGGGUGUUGGAGGAGAUGUCCAAAUCCUCAACAAAUACGAUUCAUGGAUCUCCUUCCUGAGCAGUGUGAGGUACUGGAUGGCCUUCAAUGUGGAGCGGGCCUGCCAGUCCUACUUUGGCUGUGUACAGUGUAUCAGUGGGCCUUUGGGCAUGUACCGAAACAGCCUCCUUCAGCAGUUCCUGGAGGACUGGUACCAUCAGAAGUUCCUAGGCAGCAAGUGCAGCUUUGGCGAUGACCGGCACCUUACCAACCGAGUCCUGAGUCUUGGUUACCGGACUAAGUAUACAGCUCGCUCUAAGUGCCUCACAGAGACUCCCACUAAGUACCUCCGAUGGCUUAACCAGCAGACCCGCUGGAGCAAGUCUUACUUCCGGGAAUGGCUCUAUAAUUCUCUGUGGUUCCAUAAGCACCACCUCUGGAUGACCUAUGAAUCAGUGGUCACAGGCUUCUUCCCAUUCUUCCUCAUUGCCACAGUCAUACAACUUUUCUACCGUGGUCGCAUCUGGAACAUUCUCCUCUUCCUGCUGACGGUGCAGCUGGUGGGCAUUAUCAAGGCUACCUAUGCCUGCUUCCUUCGAGGCAAUGCAGAGAUGAUCUUUAUGUCUCUCUACUCCCUUCUCUAUAUGUCCAGCCUCCUACCAGCCAAGAUCUUUGCCAUUGCUACCAUCAACAAGUCUGGCUGGGGCACUUCUGGCCGAAAAACCAUUGUGGUGAACUUCAUUGGCUUAAUUCCUGUGUCCAUCUGGGUGGCAGUUCUUCUAGGGGGCCUGGCUUACACAGCUUAUUGCCAGGACCUGUUCAGUGAGACUGAGCUAGCCUUCCUAGUCUCUGGGGCCAUCCUGUAUGGCUGCUACUGGGUGGCCCUCCUCAUGCUUUAUCUGGCCAUUAUUGCCCGGAGAUGUGGGAAAAAGCCAGAGCAGUGCAGCCUGGCUUUUGCUGAGGUUUGAAACCCCUGAGUAAAGUGGGAAAAGUGCAAUGGAUAAG